Musa acuminata subsp. malaccensis (wild Malaysian banana) is the source of this 921-nucleotide messenger RNA. RefSeq names its product caffeoyl-CoA O-methyltransferase-like. Gene Ontology annotation, molecular function: S-adenosylmethionine-dependent methyltransferase activity; O-methyltransferase activity. The record is from RefSeq and is a predicted model, not a curated record. NCBI's taxonomy places the organism in Eukaryota, Viridiplantae, Streptophyta, Magnoliopsida, Zingiberales, Musaceae.
UGAUGUGCGGUACAGUAUAUUCUGGAGACCAGCGUGUAUCCUCGUGAGCACGAGGCCAUGAAGGAGCUCCGCCACAUCACGGCCAAACACCCCUGGAAUGGCAUGGCAGUAGCUGCAGAUGAGGCGCAGUUCCUGAACAUGAUGCUGAAGCUGAUGAACGCCAAGAGAACAUUAGAGAUCGGCGUGUUCACCGGCUACUCCCUGCUCGCCACCGCUCUCGCCCUACCUGAGGAUGGCCAGAUAUUGGCCAUCGAUCCGAAUCGGAAGAACUAUGAACUGGGACUCCCCGUGAUCGAGAAGGCAGGGGUGGCUCACAAGAUCGACUUCCGUGAGAGCCAGGCUCUACCAGUCCUGGAUGAACUGAUGCAGGAGGAGAAGUACAGGGGAUGGUUCGACUUUGUGUUUGUGGAUGCAGACAAGGAGAACUAUAUGAACUACCACAAGAGGGUGGUGGAGCUGGUGAGGGUGGGCGGCGUCAUCGGCUACGACAACACACUGUGGAGCGGCACCGUGGCGGUGGAGCCGGAGUACCCUGUUUUAGAUUAUGUCAUGGAGAUGAAGGACAAGUUCCUGGAGCUGAACCGGCACCUCGCCGCCGACCCGCGCAUCGAGAUCUGCCAGCUCUCCAUCUCCGAUGGCCUCACGCUCUGCCGCCGUAUUAGCUGAUCGCCACCCGCGAGCUCUCGUGUUCGGAUCCCUCGAACGCCGGUGCAGGGGACAAAGACAAAGAAAUAAAGCUGAAACGGAGGGCGACUGAAUUCGAGUGAUCGUUGAGUUCUUCCUUGGAAUUCGACUGAAUUCGUACGCAAAUAAUCUAAUCUCGUCUAUUCCCAAUGAAACAUCAACAAGUUGGAAUGAGAAAAGGGUUGAUGGAUUGGGAUAGUAAGAAUGUUGAUCUUGAAAACGAUUCUCCAUUAAACA